AUGACCGUGCAGAGUAUGCGGAGAAGACCUCUGAACACUGGCAGCAUCAGUUUGAAGAAGGCUACCGAGGGUGCCACGAAGUCCACGCUGGGUUGCGGAACCAAGACAGAUGGCUACGAGGUGCAAGUGGAAGACUUGCAGAGAGCACUGGCGGCGAAGGGUGUGGAGGUCGAGCGGCAGCAGCUGGAGAUCCAAAGGCUUCAAGAAGCCUUCCAGGCCACCGCUGAUAUGCAACUUUGGCACCGGCACGGGCAUCAGCUUCAGUUGAGGCAGCUCAUGGGCACCACCAGUGCUCAGCUGGCGCGCUGCGGCGAGCUCGAGCGGCUCCUGGCCCUGGAGCGCUCCGAGCACCAGCGGCUCAAGGCACAGGUCGCUGAGGCGCAGGUCACCGCUGCCGCGGCGGAGGCAGAGCAGCAGAGCGCGCUGAAGAGUGCCGCCGAUGCGGAGCGCUAUGCUCGGGAUGCACGGGCCAACGUUCAGCAGAAGGUGGAUGAAGCCUUAGUGGCCGUGAGGAAGCAGAUGAAAGAUGAGCUGGAGAUACAGAGGAAAGCUUGGCAGCACGAGCUGGCCAAUGCACUGCCCUUGAAACUGGCCCGCGAGGUGCUCAGUGCCUAUGCUGAGUUGUGGCGCUGCGGCUGCGCGGUCACUGUGGGCACUCAUGCGCUGCGCGCCGAGCGGGCACUAAGGCGACUCUUCGACUUGGACGUUUUCACCACCGUCAUACCACCCCGGGACGAACUGCUGCAGGAGCCCUUGCGCCGGGCCAUGGGGCAUGAGGCCGCCAAGCACAUGGGCGAGACAUUGGUGGCUGAGCUGGAGCAUUGCCAUGCGAGCGGGCCAUCCAGCACGAGUGAUCAUGAUGGCUGGGCCGUGAGGCCCUGGCGGGUUGAAGCCAUGGUGGCAGCGCACCGGUGA
Durusdinium trenchii is the source of this 915-nucleotide messenger RNA. The record is from the annotation of a GenBank genome assembly. Lineage: Eukaryota; Dinophyceae; Suessiales; Symbiodiniaceae.